AUGAAUGUCUUUCGAAAACCUCAAGAAAACGAGAGAAAUCCUCAUGCAUCUUUGUAUGUUGGAAAUCUAGAUCCUCAAGUCACAGAGCCUCUUCUAUAUGAACUAUUUAUUCAAGUAGGUCCCGUUAAACAACUCAAUCUCCCGAAAGAUAGAAUUCUACGAGCCCACCAAGGAUUUGGUUUCGUGGAAUAUAGAACGAUAGAAGAUGCGGAAUAUGCACUUAAUAUACUUCGAGGAGUUCGACUUUUUGGCCGUACUCUCAAAAUCAAUAAAAUAGAAGCGCCUACUUCAGCAUCGUCAAAGACAGUAAGUGUGAACAAAAUGGCAGGGAUGAGCGUUGGAGCUCGUGUGUUUAUAGGAAAUUUGAGCAAACUCGCCGAUUCAAAAUAUUUAAAAGAAACUUUGAGCUUCUUCGGCGAAAUAUUAGGAGAACCUGAGGUUGUCCCAGAUGAAAAGGGGACCAACCAUGCCUUCGUCGAAUUUGCUGAUUUCGAAGGCAGUGAUCUGGCAAUCGAAAAACUAAACGGCGCUACUUUGAUGAACAGCAAGGUGCGUCUUUCAUAUGCAUAUAAGGAAGGACAAGAAGGAAAGAAAGCCGUGCAUGGUGAUGAGGCUGAGAGACUCCUUGCCAAACAGGCGAAGAUGAAUAAAAAAACUAAGUCAUCAAAAAAGAAAUCCAGCUAG
Molecule: messenger RNA, 684 nt
Organism: Australozyma saopauloensis
Lineage: Eukaryota; Fungi; Ascomycota; Pichiomycetes; Serinales; Metschnikowiaceae
Product: U2 snRNP complex subunit
Exons: 1
Coding region: 1-684 (227 amino acids)
Biological process (GO): positive regulation of mRNA splicing, via spliceosome
Cellular component (GO): U12-type spliceosomal complex; U2 snRNP; nucleolus
Molecular function (GO): RNA binding
Source: RefSeq, a predicted model, not a curated record